UCCUUCCCUCUCCUCUGUUUUCUCUUUUUCCUCCUCUGUCUUUUUUCUCCCUCUCAUUUAAGAGAGAGACCAAAAAAAAAAAAAAAAAAAAAUCCCCACACUUGACUAGUACGAAUAUACUACCAACUGCUACUACAGCCAUGGCAUCCGCAAGCAGCUCUGCACAGGCCGCCUUUGGGCUGGGCCGGAGGAAGAAGAACCCCGGCCUCCUGGAUCAGAUUGGAAACUUCUUCGGAGGAGACAAGAAGAGGAAGGGCAAGGGCUCUUUCCGAGGUGCUCUUUCUCCAGCCCCUCAGAAAGCCGCCACUUCCCCACGUAAGCGCGGCGCAGAGAACGCCGUGGUCCACUUCUUCCGCACGAUCGUGUCCCCCGCCCCUCCCAAGUCUAGGUGGAGAGGACUAGCUGCCAAGAUGGGCCUGGGCCAGCAGAAGUCACAGUCUAAAGGCAAGAAGGCCAGUGCAGGGGACGGCAAAGGCUCCCUGACUAGGAUCUUCAAAAUGUGAUGUGAUCAGCAGCCGAGGAAGCAGGAGUGCUUCUCCAGCCAAACGCUGAGGUCUACCACCGCUUCCAACAGCACGAGGGCAGAUGUUCAAGAUCACAGGGGGAAAAAAAAGAGGAAGAAAAAAGGAGGAAAUCUUGUCACACGCCUCCCCCCACGCCUCUGUUAACACUCUAAUGUUUGCUAAAACCCUGAUCUCCCCCUGAUACUGCCCCCCUCCCACCACCACCACCACCACCUCCACCACUUUUUUGGCUGGUAGAUAGCGACACAAUCUGUUUCCCCCUCUACUUCCUUUGCAUGCGUUGUGCUUAAGUCUGUGCAGUCAUCAUCACCAGUGUGAAAUGUUUUGCUGAAGUUGACCCUGAAGCCGCUCACAUGUGCAGCCUGAAUGACCCCCCCGCCCCACCUUCCUAUGGCUCUCUCUCCCUCUCUCUGUCCAUAUAUAUAUAUGUAUUAUAUAUACAUAAUAUAUAUAUAUAUAUAUAAAUGUAUUUAUAAUUUAUUUUUUGCUUGAGUUUCUGUGGAUGUCUUCGUUUCUCUAACAAACGGUGGCUAAACUGAAGCCGACCCGGAGCAGCAGAAGGUCAGGGCCGGUGCAAGUCCAACUUACUUGACCGUCAUUGCCGCUUUCCGAUUGGGCGAAAAGGCCGGGUCGAUUCGGUUUUCUAUUUUAUUUAAAAAAAAGAGCGGUUUUCUGUCUCGUUGCGCCGUCUAUGUCACUCCCUCCGUGCACCCCCGCCCCUCUCUCAACGUACGUGUACGUCUUAACACGUUUUUCACAUUAAUGUGAGAGCCAUUCGACCCUCCCUCGUGUCUCAGCUGUAGUUAAGUGUCCUGUCGUGAAUGUGGAUCUCUGUUUGUCUUCAUGGGACCUAAGGGCCAGGUAUGGAUUUUGUGGCGAAAAGUUACAUUUCUAAAACCUUCUAAAUCAGUUUUCUGCAACUUUGACUUUGAGUUUAACCGAAAUUUUGUCACAGUGCACUGAAUCUGAGGCGGGGCGUCGGAGCUGCAGCAUGAUGCCAGAUUCAGGUUUUUCCUCACUGCUUUAUUGUAGUCUACUUUAGGCCUCUUGUUUGUCUCUGUUGUUCCUAUCUUAUGCAAACAUACUGUGGAUUAAAUUCACACAAAGCCCUCGCUCAGCAGCAAGUGCCUUUCCUCCUGACUACCAAAUACAAUGUACUGUGUUUUCCUUAUUGACUAUAAUUAUGAAAAAAAAACACACAAUUUCAAAAAGGUGCUCUGUAACUAACUCUGUAAUGGCACAUUAUAAAGUGCAAGUUUUUCUGUAAGAUGAAAAAAAAAAAGGAGAGUGAGUUGUAGAAAAGCUCAGCAUCACCACUUGAGCUGUGGCAUCCAUCUUCCAAAAGCAGACGUGUGUGAUGUGCAGCUUUUGUCCCCCGCCCACACCCACGACCUCUCCCCCAACCUCCUACUGUUUGCAUGUGCUUGAGCCUCAAGAGUGCCGUGUUUUUUUCGUUUUGUUUUGUUUUUGUUUUUUAUCAUGAUUUUUUUUUUUUUGAAUGGCUCCUGGGAAUGAAUGUAAACACCCGCGUCAUUACUGUAUGUGUAAUAAAACAUGACCAGCCACUUAACUGAGAAUAAAAAAUAAAAAUGAUAAAACCAGCUUUAA
This is a messenger RNA of Mugil cephalus (flathead mullet), 2132 nucleotides long. Its product is annotated as myelin basic protein-like. The record is from RefSeq and is a predicted model, not a curated record. Gene Ontology annotation, cellular component: compact myelin; cell periphery; neuronal cell body. NCBI's taxonomy places the organism in Eukaryota, Metazoa, Chordata, Actinopteri, Mugiliformes, Mugilidae. Gene Ontology annotation, molecular function: structural constituent of myelin sheath. Bases 141 to 503 code for a protein of 120 amino acids. The transcript is spliced from 7 exons. Gene Ontology annotation, biological process: myelination.